GCCCAAAUUCAAGACUGCCACAUACCGGCCCGAGCCGUGCAAGGCGGAUCAAUUUCGCUGCAUGGACAACGGCGAGUGCAUCCCCAUGAAGUGGAAGUGCGACGGCAACGAGGAUUGCACCGACGGCUCGGACGAGAAGAAAUGCAAGAAAGUGUGCGAGCCCGCGGAGUUUUACGCGACCUGCGGGGACGGCGUGACGUGCAUUCCGAAGACGUCGGUCUGCGACGGUGUGGCCGAUUGUCCCGACAGAUUCGACGAGUCCAACUGUUCUAAAGGGGUCACCGCUAAAAUCAAUGCCUUGAAGGGCCUAUCUGUUCCCGAAGAGGACCGCCUGAAAUUCCCAGACUGCCCCGCGGACUACUUCAAAUGCAAAACAAACGGGAAGUGCAUCAUGAACAUCUUAGUGUGCGACGACGAGGACGACUGCAACGAUGGCUCGGACGAAAAAAAUUGCGUGAAGCAGUGCCCGCCGACCCACUUCCAGUGUGAGUCGGACAAGACGUGCAUCAAGCGAAUAUUUCGUUGCGAUGGCGACGUCGACUGCGAGGACGCGUCGGACGAGAAGAACUGUCCCGUCGGUGGCCCUGGCGGAGGAGGCCACUAAGGGACCUCCCGCCACGAAUAUGGCGCAGCGGAGAACCACGACUCGAACACUGGCUCCGGAUACAUCACCAUCGCUUGACACUCCGACUCUACAUGCUGCAGGAAGCGGACACACUCACUGGUCAUCCGAACAGUUGCGCAUGCAACGAACUGAAAACGCGUGACAGACGGUGAAAACGAGAACUUUCCCGUCGUUGAAGUUGUUGGCUAUUGUCAUCAAUAUAAUGUUUCGUUGAAUCAUACUUCCACUGAGUGCCUGCGCAUGAUUUCGACAUAUUUUCUUGCUGUAGGUGCAUAUAUUAAACGAUGUUGCAU
Messenger RNA from Rhipicephalus sanguineus (brown dog tick), 918 nucleotides. RefSeq names its product very low-density lipoprotein receptor-like. NCBI's taxonomy places the organism in Eukaryota, Metazoa, Arthropoda, Arachnida, Ixodida, Ixodidae. Gene Ontology annotation, molecular function: protein binding. The record is from RefSeq and is a predicted model, not a curated record. The transcript has 8 exons. Bases 62 to 604 code for a protein of 180 amino acids.